CUACAAUAACUAGUCAUUGGACCUGCCUGAAAGUCCAACGACAUCAUAUCACAUCAUUAAUGUCACCUCCCUUGUAUUGGUGAGGUUGUAUUGGACUUUUGGGUACGUAUUUGCUUGAAUACCACUUUUUUUUUCGUGCAUGUACAACCUCCCUUGUAAUUACCACACUCACUCGCUCGCUCGCUCGCUGGUAGCUCUUUCCCCCAUAUAUGUACACAUAAACGCACCACAGGCUUUCCCACUUUCCGUUUUAAAAUGUUUCUGAACUCAGCAGCGUCUUUUGCCACACAAAACGCCUUUGUCAGAUUUCCCCACGGCAAAUGGCCGCCUCCACAGUCAUCAUCAUCAUCAUCUUCUUCUUCUUCAUCGUGUCAAUGGGGCAGCACUGUUAACCAUGGAGGAAAGGGGAGCCCAAGCAAGGGCAGCAGCAGCGUAAUUAAUCGACAGCAUAAUAAAAAUCAUCAUAAAGUAAUUAGAGCGGUGAUCAACAUUAAUAAGGCUGAGAAUAACGCGGUUCCGGACAACCAGCUGAUUUUAGCAUUGGAUGAGCAGAAGCAGAAGCAGAAGCAGCAAGGCCUUGGAAUUGAGAAGUUCCUGAGCGGGAAGACUUGGUUCAUCACUGGUGCAACUGGGUUUGUUGGUAAAGUUCUGGUGGAGAAGAUAUUGAGGUCCAUCCCCGACACAAGGAAGAUAUACCUGAUGAUAAAGGCUAAAGACACUGAAGCCGCCCUGCAUCGCCUGAAAACUGAGAUAAUAGAAGCAGAGGUGUUCAGCGUGCUGAAGGAAGAAUAUGGGGAGUCCUACAAGAGUUUCAUGCUCGCCAAAUUGGUCCCUGUGCCUGGAAAUUUAGCUCCUGAACUCGGAAUCCAUCCGGAAACUGCUGAUUUGGUCGCCGGAGAAGUGGAUCUCAUCGUCAACUCAGCCGCCAACACAACUCUCGAUGAAAGGUAUGAUGUUGCCAUUAAUACCAACACCAGAGGAGCAACCAACCUUAUGGGAUUUGCCGACAAGUGCCACAACCUCAAGCUCUUCAUGCACAUCUCCACAAUAUACGCGAACGGUGGGAGAAGCGGCAGAGUAAUGGAGAAGGCAUUCAGCGAGGAAGACGUUACUACCACAGCAGCACUGGACGUGGCAGCAGAAAUUCAACUGGCUUUAACUCACUCUGCUGCUACACCAGCUGCCGACCACCUCAAAAGACUGGGCCUUGAAAGGGCCAGAAAAUUUGGGUGGCACGAUACUUACACCUUCACAAAAGCUAUGGGAGAGAUGAUGUUGGGGGAUUACAUAAAAGACAUGUCGUCGGCGAUAUUGACAAACUCCAACAAAGUGCCCAUUGUUGUACUUCGACCGAGUAUCAUUGAAGGCAGUUAUGCGCAUCCAUUCCCCGGCUGGAUUGAAGGAAACAGGUGUCUAUCUAUCAAGACCCUUUUUAUGAUAUAGUAACUAUUUAAUUUUUUUUGGUUUGCUGGAUCAUUAUAACCUAAUUUUUAAGUGGUAAUAGCAUUUUAUAUUCUAAUGCCAUUCUUAAAGCAAACAUAUUCCACACAAACAUGUACAUAACAGAACAUACCCUUUUGUCCAAAUUUUACUUAGUUAACCGUUAAAAUGAGUAGAAAAUGACAAAUUACCUCUCACUUAUUUUCAUAUUUUUCUUAAUUUUUUAAGAAAUAAAAAACUAAAAU
Molecule: messenger RNA, 1685 nt
Organism: Linum trigynum
Lineage: Eukaryota; Viridiplantae; Streptophyta; Magnoliopsida; Malpighiales; Linaceae
Source: the annotation of a GenBank genome assembly